AAAUAAUUAGAUUUGACAUUUAUGUGGUUGAAUAAAAGAAUUGGCAGUUUUUGACAAAAUGGAAAACUAGGAAUGAUGGAAAAGGAAAGUUGGAAAAGUGGAAGGCUUGUUUCCACAUUGCCUAGGUCGGCCACCUUUGCUUCCCUUUUUUCCAUUUAUUUUUCAUUUUUUAAUGCCAAGUAAUUCAACCAUAACCCUAUGUGGUCUUCUAUAAAUAGAAGGUAAAGGCUUCAGGUUUUACACACACUUUGUCAUUAUUUUCUUUCACUCAAAAUCUCUGUUGAAGCCGCCACUCUCUCUCUCUCUACCUUCUCUGUUUUUCGAAAUCCUCUAAGUGAUAGAGUAGUGCCCACACACAUCAAGUAAUACCUCAAUCAUAGUGAGGAAGGCUGUGUAGAAUUCAGAGUCAACAAAGAAGGACAUUCGGACUCAGAUCUUGAUUAUACUCUGCGACAGAAAGGAAUCAAGGGUUAGAGAUCUGAGUGGGAGGAGACAUAUAUUCCGCUGCACCCAAUCUAAGGUGUUGGUGCCCUUUUAUCCCUUGGUGGGUCGGCUAAGGUAUGACAAUGGCGGUCGCCUUGAAAUCAAUUGUAAUUUGGAGGGUGUCCUUUUUAUGGUGGCUGAGACAGAAUCUGUUAUGGAUGAUUUGGUUGGAUGUGCGCCCACUGUUGAGCUUCUAAAGCUUACUCCUUUUAUUGAUCGUUCUGCUGGUGUUUCUUCAUUUUCUCUUUUAGCUGCACAGAUUACUCAAUUCAAAUGUGGUGCAGUAUCAGUUGGUUUCAGUAACCAACACCGUUUAGCCGAUGGCACAGUAGCCAUGUACUUCGUCAACGCAUGGUCUGAAGUGGCUCGUGGUCUUCACCUAUCACAACACCCAAUCCUCGACCGAUCAUUACUUCGUGCUAGAAACCCACCUCACCCAAAUUUCGAUCACAUAGAGUACCAACAAUCACCACCACCACUCUCCAAAUCUACUCAACAACAAGAGCCCGAUCCAAUAGUCAAAGUUUUCAAACUCACUAAGGUUAAACCUCCGAUCCAUUGAACUGUAAUACCAUUAAACAUGAAGAACAAAGUUGCAGAAGAAAGGGAGUUGAAGGAAGAAGAAAGAGCAGAGAAAGAAACAGAGAAAGAAUGGAGAAAGGAAAGAAUCAUCUCCUUGAAUCUAAACAAUGUACAACCUUAUAUACAAGAGAGAUUACUGAAUAACAAAACAGAAAUCAUAACAACCAACUGAAAGCCAUAACAGAUAACCAACAAACAAACUAACUGCUAACUAACUCAAACAGUAACAGACUUAACAACUAACUGUUUGAUUAGUCUUAACACCUCCCCUCAAACUCUGAAUUGGAUGGCCUCUAAUUCUGAGUUUGUCACGAAACAUAGAGAAUCUUUGGCUGGAAAUGGCUUUAGUUAACCCAACUGCAAUUUGAUCAAAGGCUGCCACAUGUUUGAUUUGCACCAUCUUGUUUAUGACCUUUUCUCUCACAAAGUAUAGGUCCAAUUCUAUGUGUUUAGUUCUAGCAUGUAGAACUGGAUUCUGAGUGAGCAUUAUGGUACUUAGGUUGUCACACC
This is a messenger RNA of Cannabis sativa, 1575 nucleotides long. Its product is annotated as shikimate O-hydroxycinnamoyltransferase-like. Gene Ontology annotation, molecular function: acyltransferase activity, transferring groups other than amino-acyl groups. The transcript is spliced from 3 exons. Lineage: Eukaryota; Viridiplantae; Streptophyta; Magnoliopsida; Rosales; Cannabaceae. The record is from RefSeq and is a predicted model, not a curated record. Bases 614 to 1045 code for a protein of 143 amino acids.